UGUUACUGUGGUGGCAAGCCAUUGGACGACGUGAAUUUUCAGUGUUUCGAUUUAGAUCCGACAGAUUUCGUGGUAGACGAUGACCUUCUAGCGCAAGCUAAAAAUUUGGGAUUUUCCGAAGCAGACGCUAGAGCUGCGCUGGAAAUGACGAGGAACGACCUUGAAGCGGCUUUGCCCAACAUUUGUUUUCCAAAGCGGACGAGCUUUCGCAUGCAAUGGAGCAGUGAUUUCUGCGUCUUUCAUCUAAUUGUAAUGUUGUAUGCAAUUAUAAUAACACUGUAUUUACGCGGCGGUUUUGUAACAAACAGCAAGCCUUAA
Ostertagia ostertagi is the source of this 318-nucleotide messenger RNA. The record is from the annotation of a GenBank genome assembly. Lineage: Eukaryota; Metazoa; Nematoda; Chromadorea; Rhabditida; Trichostrongylidae.